ACAACACUGCACCUGUUAUCUCAACGUCAGGUAAACCAGGUAGGAUUAUGGAAGUAGUGGGACAGUAUACUUAGUUCGCUUUACUACCUCUAUGCAUAUGUUUCGGUUUUAGAAGUAGUGGUACAAACACAAAAAGUUAAGGUUUUCGAAAACGCUUGAAAAACGAUGAAGAUACUAGGUUUACUUAGUAUAAUCUUCAUCCUCGGGGGCAGGGAUUUGAAGGCUGAAGUGACGAACACGAUAUGUCUGCAAGAAUGCCAGUGCAGGAACACCAAAAAUGUGUCUUUGGAGAUAUCAAACUGCCUGAAACCAAUAGAAGUCACAUCAGACUUCAACCGAUCUAACAAUCAUUUUACAGGCAUCCGUUUUAAUGAUGUGUCCAUCAAGAAUCUCGACAUAAAUGCCUUCAAUUCCUUCACAGAGCUAGAACAUCUCGAAUUCGUCUCAACGGAAAUAAAGAAUAUGCAUCCCCAGGCUUUCUACAAGGCCGAAUUGAGUUCUUUAUCAUUUUCCAAUAGUAAAUUUUGGAAUUUGCCAAAUAUUCAAUGUUUAGAUCUAGAAGAAUUGAUCAUAACAAAUUGCAGCCUGAAGAGAGUACCAAAAUUCGAAGAACUUCCUUCACUAACUCUCCUUCAUUUGAAUGAUAACAAAAUAAGUGCAAUCAAAGAGAAAACCUUCCAAUCUUUAGAUUCACUAGAAGAAAUUUACUUAAAUAACAAUGAACUAACAGGCAUUCUUCCUAAACUAUUUUACUUCAACCCCCAACUUUCAAUUUUAGACCUGAGUCAUAAUUUAUUAAGUACUUUCACACUUGAAGGAACAAUGAAAUUAGAAAUUCUUUCACUGAGCAACAAUCGCAUCGAAGUAUUUGAUGCCUCUUCCAGCAAAAACCUUAGGAAUUUGAAAUCCUUGGAUUUGAGCUACAACAAACUAACCAAAAUCAAUCAAGAAACGUUCAGAAACAUGCCAGCACUGGAAAUAUUGAAUUUGGGUUAUAACAGAUUGACAGUUUUGGAUAACAACUCUUUCUCCUACAAUGCUAAUCUGGAAAAGCUCAUCUUAGACGGCAACAACUUCAAAACCCUACCAAUCUUUGAAGGACGUACUGAUAUAUUCAGAAGGAUAUACAAUUUCUCUUGCAAAAAAUGUGGUUUAGUCUCCCUGUCUUCCUUUACAUUCGGAAGCAUGCCUGGAUUACUUCAGAUUUCAUUGUCAGAUAAUAAUUUGGAGAUGCUUGACCCUAAAGCCUUUGCUUUGGUUUCAGGGUUGGAAAUCUUAGAUCUGUCUGGUAAUAAAUUGUCCAAACUGGGUGGAAAUAUAUUUUCUGAUAAUAAAGAAUUGGUCGAAAUCAAUUUAUCUGGGAAUAAAUUGAAAAUUCUGAACCCCGAAGAUUUUGUGAACUUGAAGAAAUUGAGAAAACUAGAUGUAUCAAAUGCUGAACUGAUUUCUCUAUGGAACGAUAACAGAGGAGAAUAUGUUUUGAGCGAAUUGGAACAACUGACAAUAUCGAAUAAUUCAAUAAAAGAUAUUAGUACCGAUGACCUCAAAAUAAUACCAAACUUGAGAUAUAUCGACUUCGAAAAUAACCCUUUGCAAUGUACAACACAUUUGGCCAAUUUAAUCAAGUGGCUCACCAUCCACGAAGUUUUCUCUGUUGAGGGAGUAAACGUUCUGCGAAGGAAUGAGAAGUUAUUAGACGAGACCUUCGAAGGAACUUACGACCACAAAUACCAAUGGGAAAAAUUGGUGAAGAAGUCGUGCAUUCCUAGUAACGAUGAAGAAAAGAACAAGAAUACUGAUUUCGUUAUGAAUAUGAUCCUACAGAACGCUAGAGAAAUGAAUUCCGUACCAAUUGUUGAUCCACCACAACAAGCUCCGAGUUACGACGAACCUGAUGAAGAAGAUGAAGAUAGCGACGAAGAUGACGAAGUAUAUUCAGAUGAGCCAGAAGACGUUAUGUUCGAUACUGCAGCGACCCGAGAAGAAUUCAGUUUGCAUCAAGUGACCAACAUCAUUUCUGUUACGUCAGUAUUUGUUAUUACUGCUCUAGUGGUACUUUCAGCAGCUGUUUCCAUUACCCUGGUUAUACUCAAGAGGCACAACACUUUGAACAUAAACAAUGCUAAUCUUCCACGUAUUAAAAUACCAAGAUGGGAGACAUUACCAUCCCAGAAAAAGCAUAGCGGUUCAGUUUAUAGACCAUUAUCAGAAGAAAUUUUAACACCCCCAACACCAAAAUUCAAUCGAUACGAAUUCAAAGCAAAUCCAACUGUCCAUAGCUCACAACCUUGAACAGCCGAGGGAAAUUUUGAAAAAUGUUCUCAAGAACUUUUCAAUCGUACUAAUUAUGUUAGAUAUAAAUGCCAUAUGGGUGAACUUCGCUUGCAACAAGAAAAAUAAAACAACAUUUUCUGCAGAUAAACUAUAUUAGUGAUCAUGAUAUUGACGAGGAGAAACUAGAGUCGUUAUUCUUCCAUUUUCUACUUACUCAUAAUAAUAUUUAAUUUUUUUUUUCAUAAUAGUCACUUAGUUGUAUUCUGUAAAAUAGGUUAUAUAAUUUUACCUUCGGAUUUAUGUAUGUAUUUUUGGUAGGACUAUUAACUACUAAUAAAGUUGAUUGUACACCAAAAAAAA
Messenger RNA from Coccinella septempunctata (seven-spotted ladybird), 2634 nucleotides. RefSeq names its product insulin-like growth factor-binding protein complex acid labile subunit. NCBI's taxonomy places the organism in Eukaryota, Metazoa, Arthropoda, Insecta, Coleoptera, Coccinellidae. The coding region runs from base 166 to 2292 and encodes 708 amino acids. The record is from RefSeq and is a predicted model, not a curated record. Gene Ontology annotation, molecular function: protein binding. The transcript is spliced from 2 exons.